UGUCAUCCCGUUAAUUUUUUAUAUAUAAUUUGUCGCAUCCUAUCUGACACAUAUACUCUCCUUUUCGUCUUUGGAAGCAAAGUUUUUCAUCUUUGACUACUUUAUAGACAUCUUUGUUAGCCUUGAAGGCUUCAACAACCUUUUUUCAUUACUUCUUUGUAUUCUGACACAUCGCUCUACAUGUCCACUACAAGCCCCACCUCCAGUGGCAUUUCCAUCAAUUCCUCGGAUGCUGAAUCAAAGGCCUUCUUCAACUUGCUGACAGAAAUUCUGGACAGUAUUUCAAUUGCAGUGGGAGCCUUUGUCAUUAUCGCCGUUGUGUUAAUUCGCAUCUAUCGACCCGCCCUUGGCCGAACAAUUACAGUACGACUAUCGGGAUGGAUUGCAUUCGCCGAUAUUCUUGUUUGCAGUAUUCAAAUUAUUUAUAUUCACGGCAAUGAAUUAUUCACCAAUGUAUCGCCACUUGCGCUUGGAUUCGUUUUAACUUCCUUGCAAACAUCAUCAUUGUUUUUUGUCUACCUCACUGUCUGCAUCGCUAUCAACUUGCACUUGACUAUCUUGACAUCGAAAUAUAGAAAUGUUGCUGAUAAAAUCGACCCUUGGAUGGUGCCAGUGUCCUUUAUUUGGGCAAAUGUAACGACGAUCCCCUUUCAUAUCUGGUUUCAGGCAGAAUGGAAUCCUCAAAUUGGAGGGUUUGUUAAAACUCCCACUUGGGCUGCUCCAUACUACAUGUGGGCAUCACAAUAUGUCUGGCAAUUGCUUGGAGAAUUAUACUGUGCCAGUGUCAUUGUUAUGGUUCUCGUUAAACUUUACAAUAUGAGAAAGUAUCAAGAAAAGCAAUCCUCUGCGCAGAACCGCAACCAAAUUGAAAGUUCAGAUCAGCACGGAAGAUCAUCCAAGCGAAUUACCUUUGUAAUGCUCCGUAUCGUGUGGUAUCCUGUUAUUCCUAUCAUCACGCAAACAUGGCUGAUUGUGAUGAACUCGAUCCCAGCGCCCCACAACUUACCCUAUAUCAACAUUAACAACAUUAUGAGUGCCCUGCAAGGCAUUUUGAAUGGCAUUGUUUUCUGCUUGAACCCUGCAACCUACGCUCUAUGGCAAGAGUGGCGUAAUAAACCUGAAAUCCCUUUUUCUCCCAAAGCGUCUAGAAACACUCGGCACAGCUUCGACGAUGGCGCCACUUGGAUAAAGCUUCAGGAACCUGCCAUGUCUACCGUCUCUGAAAACUAUGAAAUGUAUAAGCCAAACAAGCCUGGUAUACCUUCCGACUGGUAAUUUUUCACCAAUAUACUUUUGGUGCAGAACAUCCCCCCCCGAGAUUUUUUGGGCUUGCCCAUACGUCUAUCAUACACUCCUUUUAAUUUUAUACCAGCGUUUACUAUUCCCUCUUGCCCUUAAACCACUAAGCCAUGUACACUAGUUACUUCCCUUUCCUCUAUUUUUUUUUUUCUAAUAAUGCAUGAUAUUCUUGAUUCGCUCAUGCAACGAAACUUCUCAGAUAUGCACAUAGCCUUCCAUUUUAACGCUUAGUGUAAUGUUUCGAUAUUCUGUGAUACGAAACGAAUUGAGAAUUUAUGAUAUAUCCAGCAUUAUUUCCUCGUAUGCCGGGUUACACUGCAAUGGCUAACGGUCCGACAUAACAGUCACUCGCAUUGGUAGUAGUGGUACGAAAAUACCGUUUUGUCAUGCCCAUGCUGGAAGGCGGGUUAUUAAGUAAUUAGGGUAGCCAUCGGAUAAACGUUUCACAGCCCAGGUU
Molecule: messenger RNA, 1756 nt
Organism: Umbelopsis ramanniana AG
Lineage: Eukaryota; Fungi; Mucoromycota; Umbelopsidomycetes; Umbelopsidales; Umbelopsidaceae
Exons: 8
Coding region: 181-1275 (364 amino acids)
Biological process (GO): adenylate cyclase-activating G protein-coupled receptor signaling pathway
Cellular component (GO): plasma membrane
Molecular function (GO): G protein-coupled receptor activity
Source: RefSeq, a predicted model, not a curated record